GAAGGCCGUUGCCAUGGAGCCAGCGGGGCCGUGUGGGCACUGUCCCCCAGGCGAGGCGAAGCCGGCGCGCUACACCUGUCCCCGCUGCAACGUGCCCUAUUGCUCGCUGCCCUGCUACCGGGCGCACGGGGCGUGCGCCGAGGCCUUCUACCGGGACCAGGUGCUGGGCGAGCUCCGCGGCCGCACCGCCUCACCCAGCCGCCUGGCGGGCGCCCUGCGCCGGCUGCGGCAGCAGCGCGAGGCCGAGGCGCCACAGGACGGUCAGGACCUGGAGGGUCUGGGAGGCCUGUGGGAGCGACUGCAGCCCGCCGAGAAGGCGGCCUUCGAGCGGCUGCUGAGCCGGGGUGAGGCCGGGCGCCUGCUGCCGCCCUGGCGGCCCUGGUGGUGGAGCGGCGGGGCGCCGGCGCCGCUGCUGGAGGAGCUGCGCGUGCGCGAGGAAGGCGAGGAGGCGCCUGAGCCCGCCCCCGCCCCCCAGAACGUGCUCGACCCCGCGGCCGCGCCGCCGCCCGUGCCCGAUACCAUCCGCGCCUUGGCGCAGCUCAGCGGAGGCCGCGCGCCUUCGCCCCUGCUGUGCUUCCAGCUGCCCAACGUGCUUUUCGCCUACGCGCACGCGCAGGGCCUCUACCAUGGCGGCCUGGACGACGAUCCCGAGCUGCUGCUGGACCAGUGCUCCACAGUGCUGGGCGUGGCCGGGGCGCUUGGUGCCCGCCAGGUCUUCCGCUCCACGCGCGAGGCGCUGCAUGCCGCCGCGCACGCGCUGAGGGCCGGCGCGCACCCGCCAGGGCCGCUGGGCGCGCGGGGCGCUAUGCGCGAGGCCGCGCGCCUCCUGCUGGGCGAGAACCCUCAGCCCGGAGUGCAGAAGGGCUACUCCCUGGCCGCGCUGGCGCAACUGGCGCGCGCAUUUGGGCGCGCGCGCAGCCUCGUGCCCGCGGGCCGGCAGCGAGAGCGCCUCUACCGAGCGCGCAAGAAGUGCCAGUAUCUGCUGUCCUGGACCAACGAGCACGAGGACGCGCUCACGCCGCUCGCCUUGGACUGUGCGCAGGAGUACCGCGCAGAGGAGGAGGAGGCUGGCCAAGUGGAGGCCUUGAGCGGGGAGCUGGAGCGCCUGUGGGGGGGCCCGCGCCCCCCUGCCCCAAGGACCCUGAUCCAGGAGCUGGCCUGAGGGCAGCUGGGCCCCCCACCCCACCCCUCAAUAAAGCCGCCUCGAGACUGA
Messenger RNA from Phascolarctos cinereus (koala), 1213 nucleotides. It is a transcript of the gene ZNHIT2, whose product is annotated as zinc finger HIT-type containing 2. Lineage: Eukaryota; Metazoa; Chordata; Mammalia; Diprotodontia; Phascolarctidae. The record is from RefSeq and is a predicted model, not a curated record.